AUGGGCGCGAAGAAGUGCGUUCUUGUGCUACAAGAUGGAACGAGAUGGGAGGGAGAAGCGUUCGGCGCGGAGGUCAGCGUUACAGGAGAAGCUGUCUUCCAAACAGGAAUGGUCGGAUAUCCUGAGGCCCUGACGGACCCUUCCUACUGCAAGCAGAUCCUAGUCAUUACAUACCCUCUUGUAGGAAACUAUGGCGUUCCAGGAGAUGACAAAGAUGAACUGGGCAUUCUCAAAUAUUUCGAGUCGAACAAGAUUCACAUUGCUGCGCUAGUGGUUUCUACUCUGAGCGAGGACUACAGUCACUGGCGAGCAAAGAAAUCUUUGUCAGACUGGCUGAAGGAGCAGGGGAUCCCAGGCAUCUCAGGGGUUGAUACCAGAGCGCUGACCAAGACUCUGCGUGAGCAUGGCUGUUGCUUGGGAAAGCUGGUCAUGGAUGGAGAUAACGAGAACCAGAUCCAGUUCGCAGACCCCAAUAAGCUGAAUCUGGUUGCCGAGGUCUCUUGCAAGCAGCCGCAAGUCUACAAUGCUGGAGCAGCAGUCAAGGUCACCAUGGUGGACUGCGGAAUGAAGCUGAACCAGCUCCGCUGUCUCUGCGCGCGAGGAGCGGAGGUCACUGUAGUCCCCUGGGACUAUGACUUCGUGAGCAACGCUAGCUGGGAUGGUCUCUUCAUCAGCAACGGGCCUGGUGACCCAGAGAUGGCGAGCGUGACCGUCUCGAACAUCAAGAAGGUGCUGGAGGGCAUGAGGACAGGAAAGAUGCCGGUGAAGCCUUUGUUUGGAAUCUGUCUUGGCCACCAGCUCCUGUCCCUCUCUGCAGGGGCUACGACGUACAAGCUUCCUUACGGGAAUCGCGGACACAACCAGCCCUGCAUCCAGGUGGGGACGAAACAUUGCUUCAUUACUUCCCAGAACCACGGGUUCGCUGUUGAUGAGAGCAAGAUGCCUGAGGGUUGGCUGCCUCUGUUCCGCAAUGCCAACGACAACACCAAUGAGGGAAUCGUCCACGAGAGCAUGCCCUUCUUUUCUGUGCAGUUUCAUCCUGAAGCUAGAGCUGGACCCGAGGACACGGAGGGAUUGUUCGAUGUUUUUGUGAACGCCGCCAAGACUUACAAAUCUGGAAACACUGUGGAUAUGCGCAAGAGCAUCACUCAGAAGAAAGUUCUUGUGUUGGGCUCGGGAGGGUUGUCCAUUGGUCAGGCUGGAGAGUUUGACUACUCUGGCUCUCAAGCGAUCAAAGCGCUGCGCGAAGAAGGAGUACAGACAGUUCUGAUUAAUCCAAAUGUCGCUACAGUGCAGACGGCCAAGGGAUUGGCAGACAAAGUUUACUUCCUACCGGUGACUCCAGACUACGUGAUCCAGGUCCUGAAGCACGAGAGGCCCGACGGCCUGCUGCUGUCGUUCGGAGGCCAGACUGCCCUCAACUGUGGGAUUGCUCUCUAUCGCAAAGGCGUUUUGGAGCAGUACGGCUGCCGAGUUCUCGGAACUCCCGUGGAAACAAUCAUCUCGACUGAAGAUCGACAGAUCUUCUCCGACAAGCUUGCAGAGAUCAAUGAAAGAAUCGCUCCAAGCUUCUCCGCUGACUCGCCGCAGGAAGCAGAAAAAGCAGCUCUCAAACUUGGUUUCCCUGUCAUUGUACGAGCGGCAUAUGCUCUUGGUGGUCUUGGCUCUGGAUUUGCCUACGACAUGGGCCAGCUCAAGAGUUUGGUCGCCGUCUCCUUCUCGCACUCGCCGCAGGUUCUUGUGGAGAAGUCUCUGCGUGGCUGGAAGGAGAUCGAGUACGAGGUCGUUCGUGACGCCUGGGGGAACUGUAUCACUGUCUGCAACAUGGAGAAUUUCGACCCUCUCGGCAUCCACACCGGCGAGUCGAUCGUCGUAGCUCCCUCACAGACGUUGGACAACCACGACUACAACAUGCUGCGCAACACUGCUGUCAAGGUCGUGCGGCACCUCGGGGUGGUUGGAGAGUGCAACAUCCAGUAUGCGCUAGACCCUCACUCCAACGACUACUUCAUCAUCGAAGUCAAUGCCCGUCUCUCUCGCUCCUCAGCGUUGGCCUCCAAGGCAACUGGCUACCCGCUGGCGUACGUGGCUGCCAAGCUCGCGCUGAACUACCCUCUUCCCGACCUGAGAAACUCAGUGACGGGGAAAACGACUGCCUGCUUCGAGCCUUCUCUUGAUUACUUGGUCGUCAAGAUCCCCAGAUGGGACCUCAAGAAAUUCUCCAAAGUGUCGAACAAGAUUGGCAGCCAGAUGAAGUCUGUCGGAGAGGUGAUGGCGAUUGGAAGGAGGUUCGAGGAGGCGAUCCAGAAGGGGUUGAGAAUGGUCGACUCCAACGAUGGCUUUGUUAGCGAUAUCAUCCCGGCGUCCGAGGACGAGAUCCGGGACGCCACAGACCAGCGCAUCUUCUCUCUGGCAACGGCGAUCGAGGAGGGCUGGAGCGUCGCCAAGCUCCACGAGCUCAGCAGCAUUGACAACUGGUUCCUGAACCGCCUGAAAGGAAUCAUCGAUUACAACCACCACCUGUCUCAGUACAAGAUCGAGAGUCUUCCCGCUGACGUUCUGCGCACCGCCAAGGCCCUCGGCUUCUCUGACAAGGUCAUCGCCAAGUGCACUCAGUCAUCCCAGCUCGCCGUCAGGCAGCAGAGGAAGAACUUUGGCAUCCUUCCCGUGGUGAAGCAGAUUGAUACGGUUGCCGCCGAAUACCCAGCAUGCACCAACUACCUCUACCUCACCUACAACGCAAAGGAGCACGAUCUCGAGCCGUCGAACCAGGCCGUGUUCGUGCUGGGCUCGGGAGUCUAUAGGAUCGGAUCUUCGGUGGAGUUUGACUGGUGCUCCGUGUGCUGCAUUCGUGAGCUGCGCAAGCUCGGGCACGAGACGAUCGUGCUGAACUGCAACCCGGAGACUGUGAGCACGGACUACGACGAGUCUGAGCGGCUCUUCUUCGACGAAAUCUCCUUCGAGGUUGUCAUGGACAUCUACGACCGUGAGAACCCCCUCGGCGUCGUGCUGUCUGUGGGAGGUCAGGCCUCCAACAACAUCGCCAUGCAGCUGUUCCGCCAGAACGUCAAGGUGCUGGGAACUUCCCCGGAGAUGAUCGACAACGCCGAGAAUCGCUACAAGUUCUCGCGCAUGCUUGACAAGCUGGGCAUCGACCAGCCGCAGUGGAAGGAGCUGUCGGACGUGGAGAGUGCCAAGGAGUUCUGCAACAGGGUCGGCUAUCCUUGCCUCGUCCGUCCCUCCUACGUCCUCAGCGGCGCCGCCAUGAACGUAGCACACUCAGACUCAGACCUGGAGUCGUACCUUGGAGCUGCCGUUGCAGUGUCCAAGGAGCACCCAGUGGUGAUCUCAAAGUUCAUCGAGAACGCCAAGGAGAUCGAGGUGGAUGCCAUUGCCAAGGACGGCGUCGUCGUCGCCUGUGUGAUCUCGGAGCACGUGGAGAACGCUGGUGUUCACUCCGGAGACGCAACCAUCGUGUCUCCUGCUCAGGACCUGACGGACAGGACGCUGGAGGGCAUCAGGGACAUCAUGUUUGCAGUAGCGCAAGCUCUCUUCAUCUCGGGACCCUUCAACAUGCAGCUCAUGGCCAAGGACGACGAGCUGAAGGUCAUCGAGUGCAACGUCCGCGCCUCCCGCUCCUUCCCCUUCGUCUCCAAGGCCCUUGACCUCCCCCUCAUCCCCAUAGCCACCAGGAUCUUCAUGGGCGUCUCCGAGGGAGUCCCGACGACGCUGGCGGUCGGUCAGGCCAACUGGGUGGGUGUAAAGGUGGCUCAGUUCUCCUUCAACCGCCUCCCCGGCAGCGAUCCCCAGGUGGGCGUUGACAUGAUGAGCACAGGAGAGGUAGCGUGCUUCGGUGAGGACAGGAACGAGGCGUACCUCAAGGCGCUCCUCUCCACGGGCUUCAAGGCUCCCCCAGCCUCCAAACCCAUCCUCCUCUCGAUCGGCACCUACAGGAACAAGAUGGACUUCCUGCCCUCCGUGCGGCUGCUGGUCGAGCUGGGAUACAAGCUCUUCGGCAGCAAGGGGACAGCUGACUUCUACCUCGAAAACAACCUCGAGAUCACUCCCGUCGAUCUCCCCACCGAUAGUGAGGGAGGUUCCCAGCUCAACCUCAAGGAGAGCCAGUUCGGCCUCGUCAUCAACAUCCCAGCCAAGAGCAGGUUCCGCCGUCCAGCCUCCUACAACUCCCAGGGCUACCUCACCCGCACCAUGGCUGUCCUCCACUCUGUCCCGCUCAUCACGGACAUCAAGUGCGCCAAGAUCUUCGUCGAGGCCAUCUUCAAGUACGGCCUCUGCCCCCCCGUCCGCCCCAUCGUCGACUGCCGCACUGCCAACCGCACAGUCUCGCUCCCUGGCCUCAUCGACAUGCACGUGCAUGUUCGCGACCCUGGCGCCACCCACAAGGAGGACUGGGCGUCUUGCACGGCCUCGGCAGUCGCUGGCGGCGUCACCAUCGUCUGCGCGAUGCCUAACACAACCCCAGCUACCGUUGACAACGCGACCAUGCAGACGGUGAGGAACCGGGCGGCGACCAUGGCCAGGUGCGACUUCGCUUUGCUGGCGGGGGCGACCAUGCUCAACGCUCAGAGCGUGAAGACCAUCGACGGGGCUGUCGGGCUGUGUAUGGAGUUGGACUACGCGACGAGCCACGAGUUGAGGAUCGAGGACCUGACAGUCUGGAUGGCUCACUUCGAGAACUGCCCUCCCAACAUGCCCAUCGUGGUUCGCGCAGAGUCCAAGACACUGGCAGCCGUGCUGAUGAUGGCGAUGAUGUACGACAGGGCGAUCCACGUGUGCGCUCUCUCGCGCAGGGAGGAGAUCAUGGUGGUCCGCGAGGCGAAGAGGAGGGGCGCCAAGGUAACGUGCGGGGUCUGCCCGACGCAUCUCUUCCUGGUGGAGGACGACAUCGAAAAGAUCGGAGACAAGCUGUGCUCCAUCCGACCUCGACUUGCCACCUCCCAGGAUCGCCAGGCUCUUUGGGAGAACAUCGACAUCAUCGACGUCUUCUCCUCCCAUCACGCCCCCCACACCAAGGAGGAGAAGGAGAAAGAGGCUGUUCCCGGAUACCCAGGACUCGAGACCAUGCUCCCGCUCCUCCUCACCGCCGUCAACGAUGGACGGCUGACUAUCGAGGACCUCGUUCUCCGCCUGCACACCAACCCGCGCAAGAUCUUUGGGCUCGCGGAGCAGCCGGACACGUUCGUGGAGGUGGACCUCGACAGGACUUGGGAGAUCCCUGAGUCUCUUCCUCACACCAAGUGCGACUGGACGCCGUUCAAGGGACACAAGGUCCGGGGGGCUGUCUCGCGCGUCGUCAUUCGUGGAGAGCUGGUCUACCUGGAUGGGCAAGUGUUCUCCGAUCCUGGUUCAGGCAAGGAGAUGAGAGUCGAGAGCUCUCUCACCCAGCCCAACGCGCUGGCUGACUUCCGGGGUCACUCCAUCUUGUCAGUCUCGCAGUUCACCCGCGCGUUCAUGCACCAGCUCUUCAACCUCGCGCAUGACUUGCGCAUCUUCUCGCAGCGAGGCCCCCUCGACAUCCUCCGUGGCAUGUCGCUCGCCAGCAUCUUCUACGAGCCCUCCACUCGCACCAGCAGCUCCUUCACCGCUGCCAUGCAGAAGCUCGGGGGCACCGUCGUGGCUGUGCACGAAACGAACUCGUCGUCGGUGGUCAAGGGAGAGUCGCUCGAAGACUUCGUUCGCGUGAUGGAACGAUAUUGCGAUGUGGUCGUGCUGCGACAUCCAGAGAAAGGGGCCGUGCAGCGAGCACACAGCAAGAUGAGGAAGCCCAUCAUCAACGCGGGGGAUGGCACGGGCGAGCAUCCGACUCAGGCGCUGCUUGACAUCUUCACCAUCCGGGAAGAGAUCGGCACCGUCAACGGGCUGAACAUCGCUCUAGUGGGAGACCUCAAGCACGGGAGGACGGUCCACAGCCUGGCGGAGCUCAUCACCUUGUAUGAUAUCAAGCUGCACCUGGUGGCCCCUGAAGGCCUUGAGAUGCCUCGAGACAUCGUUGAGAGGCUCAGUCAGAAAGGAGCUAAGGUGAAGGAGCACAGGAGCGUGGAUGACGUCAUCGCUGAGGCCGAUGUUGUCUACGUGACGAGAGUUCAGAAGGAGAGAUUCACUGACCCGAGCGUCUAUGAAAGUGUCAAGUCUGCUUACAAGAUCACCGCCAAGACGCUGGCACGAGCGAAGCCCAACAUGAUCUUGAUGCACCCGCUCCCGCGUGUCGACGAGAUUCACGAGGAGUGCGACCUUGACCCGCGUUCCGUAUACUUCCGCCAGGCCGAGCAUGGCAUGUUCCUCCGGAUGGCGAUACUGACAACGAUCCUGGGGAAAAGCUAGGCUCCCUCGACCAUGUGAUGCAUUCUUAAGUUUGCGUUGUAAUCCACUCUUUGAUCUG
Molecule: messenger RNA, 6400 nt
Organism: Guillardia theta CCMP2712
Lineage: Eukaryota; Cryptophyceae; Pyrenomonadales; Geminigeraceae
Exons: 15
Coding region: 1-6342 (2113 amino acids)
Biological process (GO): L-citrulline biosynthetic process; UTP biosynthetic process; 'de novo' pyrimidine nucleobase biosynthetic process
Cellular component (GO): cytoplasm; cytosol
Molecular function (GO): carbamoyl-phosphate synthase (glutamine-hydrolyzing) activity; amino acid binding; ATP binding
Source: RefSeq, a predicted model, not a curated record